Molecule: messenger RNA, 1637 nt
Organism: Nanorana parkeri
Lineage: Eukaryota; Metazoa; Chordata; Amphibia; Anura; Dicroglossidae
Product: cytochrome P450 2A5-like
Exons: 9
Coding region: 54-1544 (496 amino acids)
Biological process (GO): xenobiotic metabolic process
Cellular component (GO): intracellular membrane-bounded organelle; cytoplasm
Molecular function (GO): iron ion binding; heme binding; oxidoreductase activity, acting on paired donors, with incorporation or reduction of molecular oxygen, reduced flavin or flavoprotein as one donor, and incorporation of one atom of oxygen
Source: RefSeq, a predicted model, not a curated record
AAUAAAAGGAAAACUCAUAGAUUAGAGCUGUGAUUUUAUUUUGUCUGUCAGACAUGGAUGUCCUCACUCUGUCUCUCUGCUCAUUUAUGCUCUUCUACGUCAUCACCAUCGUAUGGAGAACACAGAAGACGCGGCUCCGGCUUCCUCCAGGACCGACCCCGCUGCCAAUUAUCGGCAAUCUGCUUCAAGUGAGCUUUGCAUUGUAUAAAUGUUAUCUCAAGCUGUCCAAGCAGUAUGGACCCGUCUUCACUGUGUGGUUGGGUUCCAAACCAGUGGUAGCGCUUUGUGGAUAUACAGUUAUUAAAGAGGCCCUGAUCAAUUAUGCUCAUCAAUUCAGCGCUCGUGGUUUCCUACCAAUAUCAGAAAGAUUGGCAGGCGGUUAUGGUAUAAUCACCACCAAUGGCGAACGCUGGCAACAGGUUAGACGAUUUGCAGUGAGCACGCUGAGGAAUUUUGGAAUGGGGAAGCGAUCGAUGGAGGAGCGAGUGCAGGAAGAAUCCCGUCACCUCAUAAAGGCGAUAGAGGAUAUUGGAGGUAAAGUGCACAACCCUCACACGGUUCUUGGACGUGCAGUAAACAAUGUGGUAAACUUAGUGGGGUUCGGUCGGCGUUGGGACUAUGACGACAUGAAAUAUAUCUCCAUCAUCAAUAAUCUGUUCAAUUUUCUCAGAAGGCCUCUAGGAGUGGCAUAUGUUGCUUUUGACAGUCUAAUGAAGCAUCUUCCGGGUCCCCAUCAGAAGGUGUUUGCAGAUUGCGAGCAUGUGAAAUCUUUCAUCAGGGAGGAAAUUGAAUCACACCGGAGAUCCCUGGAUCCAGAGUCCCCCCGAGACUUCAUAGACUGCUUCCUCAUCCAGGCUGACAAGGAAAAAGAUGUGAGGAACAGCGAAUUCUGCAUGGAGAAUCUGCUCAUUUCUGUACUUGAACUUUUCUUUGCUGGAACAGAGACCACAUCCAUCACCCUGCAGUACAGUUUGCUGGUGAUGAUAAAACACCCGAAGGUUCAAGAAAGGAUACAGGAGGAGAUAGACUCAGUUAUCGGCAUGGACAGGCUGCCCAGCAUUGCCGACCGCUCCAACAUGCCGUAUACCAACGCCGUCAUCCAUGAAAUACUGAGAUACAUGGAACUUGUCCCAAUGGCUCUUCCACAUAAAGUCACCGAGGAUGUCACCUUCAGAGGCUUCAUCAUCCCUAAGGGGACGACCGUAUUUCCUCUCCUUGCUUCUGCCCUAUCAGACCCGCAGUACUUGAAGUGGCCUUAUGAGUUUAAUCCGCAAAAUUUCCUGGAUGAGAAUGGGAAGUUCUGUUCACAGGAAGCUCUGAUUCCUUUCUCCGCAGGAAAGAGGAUCUGCCCAGGGGAAGGUUUGGCUCGGAUGGAGAUCUUCCUCUUUCUUACUGCUCUGCUCCAGAAAUUCUCUUUCCACCCUGCAAACACCACCGACACGUUCAACCUAGAUGUGCUCCGACGGGCCAUCCGAAAAGAAGGGCUUUCCUUCAAUUUAAGAGCCAAUCCCAGAAUGAAAAAAAUGCAUGGACACACAAGAUAAAGACUGGAGGACACACACUAGUGAAAAAGGAACAUUCUCUUUUCCAGAACCUAUAAUGGUCAUUCUAUUCUGUAGACAUCUCACAUACUUUUC